UAUUACGAGCCAUUAUUAUACAGUGUGACGUGACAAAGUGAGGCAAACUCGGCACACUUGGUUUUGUGACCAUUCUAGUUUGAACUAUGGUGGUAUAUGUGACUUUGCUCGUGUAUUUUAUAUCGUUUGGGUAGUUCUUGUCUUUUUAUGGCAUAAGCCGGUAAACGAGCAUACAGAUCACCUGAUGGUAAGCAAUCGGCAUCGCCCAUGGACACCUAGAACACCAGAGGCGUUACAAGUGCGUUACCGGCCUAUUAGGAAUUCAGGGUUUGGGGAGAUUGGGGAAGGGAGGGUAAUUGGGCCUGCUUUGUUUCACGUCGGUUUUCUUAGAGGCCGUGAUAUAACUCCGGUCGAGCCGGUCCAUUCGUGGCCGAAACAUGGAUCUCCCUUAAUUUCCAUAUGA
This is a messenger RNA of Spodoptera littoralis (African cotton leafworm), 403 nucleotides long. Lineage: Eukaryota; Metazoa; Arthropoda; Insecta; Lepidoptera; Noctuidae. The record is from the annotation of a GenBank genome assembly.